AGCACGGUUGUAAACCGGAACUGUAGUUAUUGGUACUUUCGUUAUGCCGGAAUGUUUUUGAGGUUGCGCAGAUUACCAGUGUAAGUUUUAGGCAGCAUGAAGAAAGAACAGGUUGUAAACUGUCAGUUUUCUGUUUGGUAUCCUUUAUUCAAGAAACACACUAUUAAGAGCUUGAUUCUACCUAUACCUCAAAAUGUAAUCGAUUAUUUAUUAGAUGACGGGACACUUGUGGUUUCUGGCAGUGAGAACAACAAUUCGCAAACACAGAUCAAUAACAGUGACUCGGAUGAGGAGGACGUUCAGUGGACUGAUGAUGAAACUACAACAGCAGUUACGGCCCCAGAAUUCCCGGAGUUCAACAUAAAGGUGCAAGAGGCAAUAAACGUUCUAGGUGGGUGCGUCUUCCCAAAACUGAACUGGAGUGCCCCUCGGGAUGCUAACUGGAUUGCUCUGAACAGUUCCUUACAGUGUCAGAGUCUAAGCGACAUCUUCCUCCUUUUCAAAAGUUCAGAUUUCAUCACGCAUGACCUCACACAGCCAUUCCUCCAUUGUAGUGAUGAUUCUCCAGACCCAACCAUAAACUAUGAGUUGGUGUUGAGAAAAUGGAGCGAGCUCAUUCCAGGAGCGGAAUUCCGCUGUUUUGUGAAAGAAAACAAAGUAAUUGCGAUCAGUCAGAGAGAUUACACACAGCAUUACCAGCAUGUCGCCAAACAAGAGGCCAGCAUCUCCUCCUCUAUACUGGAAUUCUUUGGAGAUCACAUCCAAUACCAGUUCCCAGAUGAGGACUUCGUCCUGGACUUGUACAGAGAUUGCUCAGGGCGUGUGUGGUUGAUUGACUUCAACCCGUUUGGUGAAGUAACAGACUCUUUGCUUUUCACGUGGGAGGAGCUAACAUCUGGCAAAAAUCUCACAGCCAGUCAAACGCAAGAAGACACGACACUGCAGGACGGACCUGCAUUCCGUUACACCACCAGUGAAGUCACUGUGCAGCCCAGCCCAUGUCUGUCCUACAGAAUCCCACGAGACUUCCUGGACCUGACCACAGGGGAAGAUGCCUAUAAGCUCAUUGAUUUUCUUAAGCUGAAGAAGGGUCAGCAGGAAGAGGAGGAGUCUGAUGAAGAAGGGGAGGAACCUUAGUAGUUUGCUACUGCCUCCCGGAGUUUACUUCCAAUCCUGCUUGAAUAGACCUGCCUGUAUUUUUCAAGUAAAUUGGAAAAUGUUGAUUGGCUACUUCAGGGUUAAAAUUAAAUUGAGGUACCAAACUUUGUAGAAAGCUCUCCUUGCUGUAUAGAAUGGGAUGUGUACUUACCAAUAAAGCCCCUGUCAAAUGCUCAGAUAAUA
Onychostoma macrolepis is the source of this 1341-nucleotide messenger RNA. It is a transcript of the gene cdc123, whose product is annotated as cell division cycle 123 homolog (S. cerevisiae). Bases 97 to 1137 code for a protein of 346 amino acids. The transcript is spliced from 13 exons. Gene Ontology annotation, cellular component: cytoplasm. NCBI's taxonomy places the organism in Eukaryota, Metazoa, Chordata, Actinopteri, Cypriniformes, Cyprinidae. The record is from RefSeq and is a predicted model, not a curated record.